AAAAAAUAACAUUUAAAAAAUUAGGUUUGAACAAGUUCCAUGGAUAUUCAACGUCGUACAACAAUAAGUGAGAGGAAAAUAUAAAAACAAAAAUAAAAAUGAAAAAAGCUAUUCCCUUCGUUCUUGAUCUUGCAAGGGUUGAUAUUUGAUUUAGGAAAAUUCUCGAUUUUUUGGAAUUCUGCAUAUCUUCCAUUCUCCCCAUUUCACAAUUCUUAGAAAUUUCAGACUGUGUCGCGUAAAAUUUCCGGAUUAAGAUAAAAAAAUUCGGAAAAAGAUGACAAUGGGAGAGCUUCUCCGUAUCCAGCCUUCAGAGCUAAAAUUUCCAUUUGAAGUGAGGAAACAGAGUUCAUGUGCUAUGCAGUUGGCUAAUAAGACAGAUCAGUAUGUGGCAUUUAAGGUUAAGACAACCAAUCCAAAAAGGUAUUGUGUUCGACCGAAUGCUGGCGUUGUUUUGCCCUUUUCUGUGUGCAAUAUCAUAGUUACCAUGCAAGCACAGAAGGAGGCUCCCCCUGAUAUGCAAUGUAGGGAUAAGUUUCUAGUUCAGAGCGUUAUUGUUCCGAAUGGCACAACAAAUAAGGAUAUAAACCAGGAAAUGUUCAACAGAGAGAGUGAGAAGUUUGUCGAUGAGUUCAGAUUAAGGGUCAUUUUCAUUCCUGCAAACCCUCCCUCCCCUGUACCUGAAGAAGAUGAAGAAGGGAGUUCACCUGGAACAUCUUCAGCUGAGGAUGAAAUUAGAAAAUCUUUGUUGUCUGAAACUGAUCGGUCUGCUGUCUUAAAGUUGAAAGACGAGAAAGCUUCUGUUAAUAUACAAAAUGAUAAGCUCCUUGGCGAAUUGGAAUCGAUGAGGAAACAAACUGGACAAGGGCGACAUGGAUCCAUUUUCGUGCUUCUAGUUGGCCUGUUUAUCGGAAUAUUGGUGGGAUACUUUAUCAGGAUACAAGUGCCGACAUUGCUGUAAGAGGUCUGAUUCUUUGUUCAGAUGUUAAUCAUGUUAUGAAUUUGCUCAUCAAAAUCUCUUUCAAUCUUGCCCCUAGUAGAGACUUAGGUCAUAAGUAUUUAUUUUUUCGGCUUUCUAUCAUGUAGUACGACGUUUUGGAAUCUGAUUCUUUCAGAAACAUCGACGUUCUUGAUGCCCGACUUGUAUUGAUUCGUGAGGCGAAGGCAACGGCCUUUUUAAGCUCAGUUUCUCUUUCCCUAUCUACUUGCUGUGGCCUCUUGAAUUCAUUAUGAAUGCUGAUAUUUUGGAAAAAUUUGUAAAGAAACUAUCCGAAGAUGGAUUAUGCUGUCAUAGAUUGGGUGUUAUGGUGUAUGUUUGUUUGUAAAUUUAUUACUUAAUUAACCUAUUAAUGCAACCAUAAUCAUAUCA
Molecule: messenger RNA, 1366 nt
Organism: Salvia miltiorrhiza (redroot sage)
Lineage: Eukaryota; Viridiplantae; Streptophyta; Magnoliopsida; Lamiales; Lamiaceae
Product: vesicle-associated protein 1-3-like
Exons: 7
Coding region: 275-958 (227 amino acids)
Biological process (GO): endoplasmic reticulum membrane organization
Cellular component (GO): endoplasmic reticulum membrane; plasma membrane
Source: RefSeq, a predicted model, not a curated record